Aspergillus melleus is the source of this 1095-nucleotide messenger RNA. RefSeq lists its product as uncharacterized. The record is from RefSeq and is a predicted model, not a curated record. Gene Ontology annotation, biological process: amino acid transmembrane transport. The coding region runs from base 1 to 1095 and encodes 364 amino acids. Gene Ontology annotation, molecular function: amino acid transmembrane transporter activity. Gene Ontology annotation, cellular component: endoplasmic reticulum. NCBI's taxonomy places the organism in Eukaryota, Fungi, Ascomycota, Eurotiomycetes, Eurotiales, Aspergillaceae. The transcript has 3 exons.
AUGCCCAGGGAUGAAGGACAGGAAUCGCUCUUGGCUGAUCACGAUGGCCUUGACAGGCCAAAUGGUUCCCCGCCAUUUCCAGGGACCCCUGACGAAGAACUUGAGCUUGUAGCCCGUCCUGACCCAGUCAACGCAACCCCGGUUUCUCCCUCCGCACUCCCCAACGCAGCGCCGCAACAAUCCUCCAUAUCUCAACCCACGCCUGACGGACAACGUCGCCCUCCUCGCACCACAAACCGGGUUCGAUUCGAUCUCGAUGACGAGCCAGAAGAUGAUCAGCAACCGGCCGCAUAUACCUGCAACUCGGAGGACUCGUCGUGGCUGGAGGAAGAAGAUUACGCUCGCGAUGGCGGAAAUCGAUCCGGAAGGAACAAUAGGGGACAGAUGGUGCCUCUUCUGACAGAUAUUGAAGCCCCGAGUGUGACUCUCGCCACGUCUGAGGAUUUCUUUCCCGAGCAAUACCUAGAAGAUGCCCGGCCUCGCAGCGGGAUGCGCAUGGCAUUCAUGAACAUGGCCAAUAGCAUUAUAGGCGCCGGUAUCAUAGGUCAGCCCUAUGCACUCAAGCAGGCAGGCUUGAUGACGGGUCUUGCAAUUCUGAUUGCUCUGACAAUCGUGGUGGAUUGGACAAUUCGUCUCAUCGUGGUUAACUCCAAGCUGAGCGGCGCGGACUCCUUUCAGGCCACGAUGCAGCACUGCUUCGGCAAAAGUGGCCUUAUUGCUAUCUCGAUUGCCCAGUGGGCUUUUGCGUUCGGUGGUAUGAUUGCAUUUUGUAUUAUUGUAGGAGAUACCAUUCCACAUGUAUUUAGCGCCUUGUUCCCCUCCCUCCGAGAUAUGUCGUUCCUUUGGCUUCUUACCGACAGGCGAGCCAUCAUCGUGCUUUUUGUCCUGGGUGUUUCGUACCCGCUCUCUUUGUAUCGAGACAUUGCGAAGCUAGCGAAAGCUUCCACACUGGCCUUGCUCAGUAUGGUCGUGAUUCUGGUGGCUGUGCUCACCCAAGGAUUCCGUGUCUCGUCAGAAUCUCGAGGAGAGGUCAAAAGUCUGCUUCUAAUAAACUCUGGCUUCUUCCAAGCCGUCGGGGUGAUUUCUUUUGACUGA